UUUUUGGGUGUCCCAACUUUCAGGCAACUUAUGCGAGGAGCUCCACACGGCGCAAAACUCGCGUGGAUUCUCGCGUUCGGCGAGGCUGUCCGGCAGACUUUGAACUCGGGCGACCCCCCUCCCCGGCCGCCCCCCGGACCCCCUUCCCCCCCCGAAGCCUCGUAAGGUGACCAUGGCCGCCGUCCCGGCCGCGCUCCUCCCGCCGACUUCCCUGGUGCCCCCGCCGCCGCCUCCGCCGCCUCCUCCGCCGCCUCCGCCGGCCGCCAUCUCCGGCUGCGGCAUCGGCAUCGGCAUCGGCAUCGGCGCGUCCCCGCCGUCGACCACCUCCUCCCCGUCGCCGUCCUCCUCCUCUUCGCUGCCGCCGCUGCCGGCGCAGACGCUCUUCCGCUCCGAGCUGCUGGCCGCCGGCGGCAGCCCGGCGGGCAUCGCGGCGGCCGGCAAGCCCGUGUACUCCACGCCGUCGCCCGUGGAGAACAUCCCGCAGAACAACGAGUGCAAGAUGGUGGAGCUGCGCGGGGCCAAGGUGGCCUCGUUCAACGUGGACGGCUGCGAGCUCAUCUGCCUUCCGCAGGCGUUCGACCUGUUCCUCAAGCACCUGGUGGGGGGCCUGCACACCGUCUACACCAAGCUCAAGAGGCUGGAGAUCACGCCGGUCGUGUGCAACGUGGAGCAGGUCCGAAUCCUCCGCGGGCUCGGCGCCAUCCAGCCCGGCGUCAACCGCUGCAAGCUCAUCUCCAGGAAGGACUUCGAGACGCUCUACAACGACUGCACCAACGCCAGCUCCAGACCCGGUCGGCCCCCGAAGAGGACCCAGAGUGUGACUUCGCCCGACAACCCUCACAUCAUGCCCCACACGGUCCCCGGUCUCAUGUCCCCUGGCAUGAUCCCACCCACAGGUCUGACGGCGGCGGCGGCGGCGGCUGCCAACGCGGCCAUCGCAGAGGCCAUGAAGGUCAAGAAGAUCAAGCUGGAGGCCAUGGGCGCCUACCACGCCAACGCCAACCACCACCACGGGCCCGACGGUGAGAACGGAGACCUCAGCUCCAGCGUCGGCCUGGAACUCCCGUUCAUGAUGAUGCCCCACCCGCUGAUCCCCGUCAGUCUUCCGCCGGCUUCCGUCACCAUGGCGAUGAGCCAGAUGAACCACCUCAGCACCAUCGCCAACAUGGCCGCCGCCGCGCAGGGCCAGAGCCUGCCCUCGAGAAUGGUCACGUCUGUCAUCAAGGGCUGUGUGUUGUCACUGCAGGGUUUGCAGGAGCGCAUGCAGGACAGUCCGUCCCCCGCCCCGUCUUUAGAGGACCACCGGAGGCCCGGCAGCCACCCGUCGUCUCACCGUAGCAGCAGCGUGUCCAGCUCGCCCGCCCGCACGGAAAGCUCCCUGGACAGGAUACCGCCGCACCACAACGGCCUGUCCGUGAACCAAGCCCUGCUCGGCUUGUCCCCCAACAUCCCGCCCGGACCUAAAGAGGGAGACCUGGCCCACGACAUGAGCCACGAAGGCAAGAGGAUGCAUGCAGAAAAAGACGAUAACCUGAUGUGCACGCCAACGGCGAGAGACAGCUACGAGCGCUUGUCGUUGGCCGGACCGACUCUGCCUCCCGGCUUCCCCUCGCCCUUCCUCUUCCCGGACGGCCUGUCGUCAAUAGAGACUCUCCUCACCAACAUACAGGGCCUGCUGAAGGUGGCCAUCGACAACGCGCGAGCGCAGGAGAAGCAAGUUCAGCUGGAGAAGACGGAGCUGAAGAUGGAGCUGUUCCGAGAGCGGGAACUCCGGGAGACUCUGGAAAAGCAGCUGGCCAUGGAGCAGAAGAACAGAGCCAUCAUCCAGAAGCGUCUGAAGAAGGAGAAGAAAGCCAAGAGGAAACUGCAAGAAGCUCUGGAGUACGAAUCCAAGAGGAGAGAGCAGGCGGAGCAGACCCUCAAGCAGCCGUCGCCCGCCGACAGCAUGCGCUCGCUCAACGACGCUCUGACCCCUGAGAUGGAGAGCGACCGCGGCAGCGGAAGAACAGAUGCUGAAAGGACAAUACAAGGCUACUUCCUGUUUCCUGGAGGAUGCCAAACGGACGGACCGUACCAUUAUCUUUCUGUGGGGCGGAUCGGCUCCACUGAUGCGAUUGUGACUCAAACGACGGAAGACUCUUCCUGAAAACCGCCGUCAUGUACUAAUAGCGCCGACAGGAGCUACGUACUUGGAGGAAAUCUGGUGGGGGGAGAGCGAUUUAAAAAACAAAAAAAAAAGAAGAUGGAAACAAAGGAUGGGAAAGAUUCUCCAGAGUCCGUUUGCAGUACGAUUUAGUUUUUCGGGAUGACGUGGAGUUGCCGCUUGAAGGAAAUGCUGGAGGAAGUCUGACUGUAGAAUCAAAACAAGUUUUUCUCUCCCUGGGAUUUUAGCUGGUUUCGUCACAGGGGAAAAAGCAGCUUCGGGUCGUAGAUCGAGCACAGUCGAACGUUGCUAGCGACACAUCCAACCGCAGCACUGAAGAUUUGUUUUUAAUACCAGUGACAGGAAUUCGAUUCCAUUUUUGUAUUUCAAAUUUGAAUUUUCAGACGGGAACAGAAAAGAUGGAAACGUUGUGAACACAUUUUUUUCUUGACAAUACAAUCAAGUUUCUUUCUACCAUUGUUGUACAUACAAUGCUAACAAUGAUAGGACAACUGGAGCAGGUUGCUAUGAUAUGUAUAUAUAUAAUGUCAUGCAGUAGCGCUAGUCGGCAAACAAAGCACCGUUUCUAUAAACUUCUCUUUUGUUUUUGUUUUUUUUUGUUGUAUUCCUGAGCCAUCAUUCUUUCCUCUAGCUGCCACUUUGUUGAGAAAGCAUGCAGGCAUGAUGUAAAUGUUUGUCCUGAAAUUAUGAUAUUUAAUAAUAAAUCCUCUAUUGUGCUGAACAAACACCACCACCACCACAACAAAUCUUUCCAAUUGAAGACUUUUCCUCUCGUACGCUCAUAAUGUAAUCUUUGUAACAGAGGUGAUAUUUCUUGGAGGUUUCUGGAACAUUUUGGAUGAUUUUGAGCCCUCAAAAUCGGCACUUUCUGUUCUUUUCCUUUUCUAAAAAGAGAAACGAGACUCUCGAGAACGACCUGUCAAUAUUUGUGCAACAAGUUCUCCCUGAAACAAAGAAAAACAAACAAAACAAAAAAAAAACACUGCACAUUUUUUUUCCAUGACUUUCCUGGUAUCCCGAUGGAUAGAAAGUGAACUCUUGUCCCUGAAAGACUUUUCAACGUGCGUGUGUGCGUGUGUAUAUUCUUAUCGAAAUAACCCGAUGUCACUUUUGAGCCUUUGUGUUCCUUCCAGUCAUCAGAAGAAGAAGAAGAAGAAGAAGAAGCAGCAGCCUCGCGCACGUGUGUGUGUGUUUUAUCACUGAUAACUUAUAUAGCUUCUUGUUUUUCCCUCUCAAAAUCAUCUCUUCGUUGUACUUUCAAUAAUGUUGACAAUAAAACCAUGUGAGGGUGAGAAAGGGGGUGCGCCCUCUCUUUUGUCCAUGUAUGUAAAGGGCGGUACCCCAAGAAAAUUGCAGGUAUGCUGUACUGUAGAAAAUGACUGAGCAUAUUGUUCUUCUCUUUGUAUAGCAGUGAAAGAAAAAGUAUACCAAUCAUCUUUUCCCUUCGGGAGUGUUUUUGCGGUGGGUGGACUGCGUACUUUUGACUUCCAUGUGUGUGUGUGUGUG
Messenger RNA from Phycodurus eques (leafy seadragon), 3670 nucleotides. RefSeq names its product dachshund d (gene dachd). NCBI's taxonomy places the organism in Eukaryota, Metazoa, Chordata, Actinopteri, Syngnathiformes, Syngnathidae. The record is from RefSeq and is a predicted model, not a curated record. Bases 173 to 2146 code for a protein of 657 amino acids. The transcript has 12 exons.